Molecule: messenger RNA, 1002 nt
Organism: Cricetulus griseus (Chinese hamster)
Lineage: Eukaryota; Metazoa; Chordata; Mammalia; Rodentia; Cricetidae
Source: RefSeq, a predicted model, not a curated record
CGUCGGUUUCCCUUUGCUACUUAAUUUGGAUCCAGAGCAGUGCCUACGUGGAGGAGCUUCCACGCUGCGACUCCGCGGACCUGCCUCCUGACGCCCGCACGACCCCGCUGACAGCGAGCAGCCGUCUCCCGACUCUUCCUCCUGAGGAUCUCAGAACCAAAGGCAGAACUGCUUCCCUGCGAAGGAGCUGGGCACUGCAGCCAUGAAGUAUAUGUUGAGCCUCUAUCUGCUGGGGGUUAUAUUGACGCUGCUGUCCAUCUUCGUUAGGCUGAUGGAAUCACUGGAGGGCUUGCUGGAAAACCCAUUGCCUGGCAGCCCCUGGAUCGUCAGAGGUCAGCUAGCCAACACAGAGCCUCCCAAAGGCCUUCCAGACCAUCCAUCUAGAGGAGUGCAAUAAAACCUCCCUCCAGGCAUCAGGCAGACUUUGGUACACUAACUUCAGCAUGUCCAACCAAGUGUUCCAUUUCCAAAGAAGCAGCAUCCGUAUCUCCAAGGCCUGGAAGGUCCUUGGUUUUGGAUGUUCCUUGCCCUGGAAAAGGGCCUAUUUAAUGUAGAGGUGUGAGUGGGUUGUAUGGCUGUGGGAUGGAGUCUCCGAUCUCCAACGUUUGCCUUAGGUUUUGCUGCCCUCUGGGUGUGACUCUGAGAUGGAGGUGUGCCAGUUUCAGCUGUUGGGAGAUACCACUUCUUUCAGCCCUCCAUCCUAAAGGACUCUUGGACAUAAGUAUCUUGUAGUUGGUUUGAUACUGAGUCUUCCAUGGGAGCUGUUUGGAUAGCAGUUAAGGGAUUGUGGGUUGGCUGUAAGGAAAAGAGGUUGGAAUAUCCAGUGUCCAGGUCCCAAUUAUGCAUUGAGUUCUUCCUCCAAUGUAGUUCUAAUGUGUUUGUAUAUAAUGUCUAAAGACGGCUGUGGGAUGAUAAGACCUGCUCAGGGUGUGAGAGAUCCAGCCACUGUGUGGCUUCAAUGAAUUUUUCUAAUGCAAUAAAUGUGAAUAUAUAUGUUUGUAA